Canariomyces notabilis is the source of this 1462-nucleotide messenger RNA. Its product is annotated as GroES-like protein. The transcript has 2 exons. The record is from RefSeq and is a predicted model, not a curated record. NCBI's taxonomy places the organism in Eukaryota, Fungi, Ascomycota, Sordariomycetes, Sordariales, Chaetomiaceae. Gene Ontology annotation, molecular function: oxidoreductase activity, acting on NAD(P)H. Bases 69 to 1163 code for a protein of 364 amino acids.
CUCCGAGAGAUACCUCACCUCACUUGUCGAACUCACUGCUAGUCGUACUCUUGUGCUCUUCCCUCAUCAUGGCACCAAACGCAGUCAACCAGGCAGCCAUCCUGGUUGCUCAAGGUGCCGACAUGGUUGUCGAGGAGCGUCUUGUUCCCUCACCCGGACCCGACGAAGUCUUGAUCCGCAACCGUGCCGUCGGGGUCAAUCCCGCGGACUGGAAACGACAGAGGGAGGGCCUUCUCAUCCCAUUCUACCCAAUCAUCAUCGGCACCGACUGCAGCGGCGUGAUCGAAGCCGUCGGUCCCAACGUGACGACCCGAAAGCCAGGCGACCGCGUCUGCGCCUACGCCGAUGCCUUUUACAGUCAGAAGCUCGACCAUGCCGGCUUCCAGACCUACAUAUUGUCAAAUAUCCACGACACGGCUGUCCUGCCCGACAAUGUCAGCUUCUACCAGGGCGCCACGCUGCCCACGGCCAUUGCCACGGGAGCUGCCGCGCUGUUUGAGACUCUCAAGCUCCCGCUGCCCUCCGAGUUCUCCACGAACCCGCCUACAUCAGGCUCUAAAUCCAUGUCCGCCAGCCCGGGGCCGAUCCUUCUGGUAUGGGGCGGCGCCUCGUCAGUCGGCAUGGCCACGAUCCAGCUUGCCCGCCUCGCGGGAUGCACGGUCUACACCACGGCCAGCCGCAAGCAUCAUGCCUACCUGAGCGAGGAGUUGGGCGCGAAAGUGGUGGUUGACUACCGCUCGCCGACUGUUGUCGACGAGCUGGUUGCCGCGGCUCAACGGGAGGGCAAGGAGAUUCUUCACGUGGUUGACGCCAUCAGCACGGUUGAGACACUGGCGAAUUCUGUUGAAGUUUUGGCCAAGUUCAGACGUGAAGGUGCCGAAGCCAAACCCAAGCUUGCGACGGUCCAGCCGUGGCCUGAAAAGCAGCUGGUGUUGCCCAGAGAGAUUGAGGUCGCCAUGGUGCGCGGGGAUGUGCUGUGGCAUAGCAGAAGGGAUUUGGCUUUGUGGCUUUACAGGGAUGAGACCCUGGCAAAGUGGCUGCAGAGUGGUGAGUUCAAGCCGUCGCCGUACCGGGUUGUGAAGGGCGGCGCGGCUGGUGUGCAGGAGGCUAUUGACAUCGUGGCUAAGGGGGUUAGUGGUGAGAAGGUGGUGAUUGAGUGGUGAGCGGAGAUGUUGCCAGUGGUUGAUAAAGUAGGGAAUUCGUGGAGGAUGAUGUCCGCACGUUUUACGGUGCUACAUGUAGAAGUCUUGUCGUUCGGGAAACUCGGAUGGUGGAAUUUUGGAAAUACCUACCAUCGUAAGUAGGGAGUUUGCCAAUCGUCAGACCCUGACAGUGGAAUCUCUGACGGGCCGACUCAGAACAUCGCCAGAUCUUGCCAGCCCUUGGCAGCCCCCAAGUGUGGGGCAUUGCCAGGCUCUGACGAGUGUCAAACUCCCUACUUACGAUGGUACGAGUUACCGGC